AUGUGCCAAGAGAAACUCUCUCCUAAGGUCAACAGUUUCUGGCACAUGGGGGCCUACAAUAAUUCUAAACUGUGCAAUAUUUUAUUUGCUAAUGAGCUGAACUACAGGCUGUCUCCUCAUGGCAUUGUGGCCAACUCUGUCCAUCCUGGCAACAUGAUGAGCUCUAGUAUCACUCGCUACUGGUGGUUCUAUAGGCUGAUUUUUACCCUAGUCAGGCCAUUUACAAAGUCCAUGCAACAAGGGGCAGCGACCACUGUGUACUGUGCUGUGGCAGAAGAACUGAACAACGUGGGAGGUCUUUACUUUAAUAACUGCUGUCAAUGUCAGCCCUCCAAACAGGCAGACAGUAAAAUCCUGGCCGUUUCCUUGUGGACACUAAGUGAGCAGAUAUUGAACAAAAAGUUGAAGCUGGCUAAACCAAGGGUCAAAGAAGCACUCUGA
Messenger RNA from Biomphalaria glabrata, 441 nucleotides. Its product is annotated as WW domain-containing oxidoreductase-like. The coding region runs from base 1 to 441 and encodes 146 amino acids. The transcript has 2 exons. Lineage: Eukaryota; Metazoa; Mollusca; Gastropoda; Planorbidae. The record is from RefSeq and is a predicted model, not a curated record.